Molecule: messenger RNA, 5144 nt
Organism: Tachyglossus aculeatus (Australian echidna)
Lineage: Eukaryota; Metazoa; Chordata; Mammalia; Monotremata; Tachyglossidae
Gene: CPEB3
Product: cytoplasmic polyadenylation element binding protein 3
Exons: 10
Coding region: 282-1367 (361 amino acids)
Biological process (GO): negative regulation of cytoplasmic translation
Cellular component (GO): cytoplasm; synapse; nucleus
Molecular function (GO): ribosome binding; mRNA 3'-UTR binding; mRNA regulatory element binding translation repressor activity
Source: RefSeq, a predicted model, not a curated record
CCUCCUCCCCCUCCGGCUGGGUCUGGGGCGGCGGGGCCCGCGCGGUGGGCUCGGGCCCGCUGCCGGCGCUGAGCCCCCUGUCCCCGCCGAAGAAGGGCUUCUGCCCCGGCAGCGUCAUCGGGCCGCCCAAGGGCCCCCGCCCGCAAGCCCCCAAGCCCUGGCCCGACGACGGCCCCCUCCGACACGACAACGCCAACGCCCCCAACGCCGGACUCCUCGCCUUCCAGGACCGGAAUAGGCCCUAUGACACUUUUAACUUGCACUCUUUGGAGAAUUCCUUAAUGGAUAUGAUCAGAACUGAUCAUGAGCCUCUGAAAGGUAAACACUACCCGCCCAGUGGCCCAGUGAGUUUCGCUGAUAUUAUGUGGAGGAAUCAUUUUGCAGGGCGCAUGGGAAUAAAUUUCCAUCACCCAGGAACGGAUAACAUCAUGGCACUUAACACCAGGAGCUAUGGGCGGAGACGAGGUCGGUCUUCUCUCUUUCCCUUUGAAGAUGGCUUCCUAGACGACAGUCAUGGUGAUCAGUCUUUAUCGUCGGGUCUGAGCUCUCCAACUCGCUGUCAAAAUGGUGAACGAGUGGAACGCUAUUCUAGAAAGGUGUUUGUUGGAGGCCUGCCUCCUGACAUUGAUGAAGAUGAAAUCACUGCCAGCUUUCGGAGGUUUGGACCUCUGGUGGUGGAUUGGCCUCACAAAGCUGAAAGCAAGUCAUAUUUUCCACCUAAAGGCUAUGCCUUUCUGCUCUUCCAGGAAGAAAGCUCUGUCCAAGCUCUAAUAGACGCCUGCCUAGAGGAAGAUGGAAAACUUUACCUGUGUGUAUCAAGUCCCACCAUCAAGGACAAGCCGGUGCAAAUCCGACCCUGGAACCUGAGUGACAGCGACUUUGUCAUGGACGGCUCUCAGCCUCUGGACCCCAGGAAAACCAUCUUUGUUGGUGGGGUGCCACGACCCCUUCGCGCUGUCGAGUUGGCGAUGAUCAUGGACCGUUUAUACGGAGGAGUCUGCUAUGCCGGCAUCGAUACUGACCCCGAGCUGAAGUAUCCCAAAGGCGCUGGCAGAGUGGCUUUCUCCAAUCAGCAGAGCUACAUUGCUGCUAUUAGUGCUCGCUUUGUGCAACUCCAACACAAUGACAUUGAUAAACGGGUGGAAGUGAAGCCAUACGUGCUGGAUGACCAGUUGUGUGACGAAUGCCAGGGCACGCGCUGUGGCGGGAAGUUUGCUCCGUUCUUCUGUGCCAACGUGACCUGUCUGCAGUAUUACUGUGAAUACUGCUGGGCUAGCAUCCACUCGCGGGCCGGGCGGGAGUUCCACAAACCACUGGUGAAGGAGGGAGGCGACCGCCCACGCCACGUCCCCUUCCGCUGGAGCUGAGCGCGCGCGGCCCCGCUGGCUUGGACCGGAGCUGAGAACGGAGGAGGAAGAGGAGGAAGGAGGAAGAGGAGGAGGAGGAGGUGGUGGAGAAAGAGGGAAAGGGCGGGCACCGCUGCCCCCAGGGCUCCCGGGAUUCCGGAAAUCUGUGCAUUCGCUCUCUCCGUCGAGGAAGAAAAGGGUCUUUGUUCUUACGUGAUGUAUUCUUUUCCAGUCUCAUUUACCGAACCUAGCGUCCCGUAGAAUGCCAACCUGCAGAGUCACCGUUCCGAUUUGCACUUUGAUUUCCACGUCGUCUGCUUUGGUACCUUAAUUUCUCCCCCGAGACUCGGCGCUCGUGACAGGAUGUAGAGACGGCCGUGCUCACCCGCUCCGUCGGCUCCAUCUCUGUGUGAUGAUUCCUUUUUAUUCCGAUUCUUUUUAAACUGGAGCAUGCACUUAUUUUCAGAGAGUGGCCCCUAGAAGAUGACUUACCAAAGGUAAUUAUUACUCCUGAGUAGGUGGCAGAUGUAGCAAAAAUAUCCUAGACCUUCAGCAGCCAUUAAUUUGGCUCAUUUAAGUGUAGGAAUAACCCACAAGGAAAGACACCUUAUUUAGUCGUUUUCCAUUUGGACUCGUAAGGACGAUACCUCAUAAGCUGGAUUGUUUUGGGUUUUUUGUUUUUUUUUUGGUUUUUGGGGUUUUUUUUUCCACCUCGUUUUUGUGUUGCUGAGGGUUUCUGUUGUGUGUUUUUAUUUUUUUUGGGGGGGGGAGGGGUUAGAACUUUUUAGUGUUAUGUAAAUGUAUGCUGCAAUAGGUUUUGCUGCUAUUAAAAUGGUAUCGUUAAUACCAUAAUACUCUAUUCAGGCUAGGGUAUCAGCGGGAAAAAAAAAAAUAGACGUGCGAUUUGGACCCGAUCACGGCUGCCGAGGGGAGAGAGGCGCCUGGGGGAUGGGAAAGCUUCUGAGGAAGGGGUCAGGAUUCUUGACUGCAUGUUUACUUAACCAGACUGCUGCAUGCAAUAAAUUUUCUAUCUAACGUCUAAGUGUAACGUCCCCCAGCCCUCCCCCAAGAUGCCCCGACAGAGAGUCGACGGAGACUACGGAAAACUCCUCCGAUCCGUUUCGUUCUGGGGGAGCGGGGGUGUGGAAAAAAAUAAAAAAUCAGUUCCCCGCGGGAAGGAAGCCGAGCUUCUGGAAUCCGAACCGGCCCCACCAAUACUACAACCAACCGAAAAAACUAGACGUAGGAUUUUCUUAAAACACCAAUCUGUGUGAAUGGUAGAUGAAGUACUUUGCGGUGCUGUUCUAUAUCGUGCAAUUUAUUUUAUGGAGUCAAGUGAUUAUGUCUUGUACUGUGAUCAAAAUGAACUGUCAACCCCCUCCGUGUCGCACAGUCCGAAAUUUGACCGUUCAUAAAGUGGUCUGUAAACGCCACCGAGAGAGCUCUCGGUUAAAAACAACGAAAUCUCCACAUCGCUUCCACCCUUUAACGUAGCACGUCCCACCUUGUUCCGAAAAGCCAAGAGCCGGCUUUAGCUUAUCCACGCCACUCGUCUGUUACCACGGAGAGACAAAAACGGACAGGCCGAGGGACCCGGGCACAUUUUAGGAGAGUCGCGGAAAGAAGAUGGUAGCGAAACGUGUAUACCCCGAGGAAGGUAUCCGUGAAGAAGUCGUCUUUCUGGAUCACAGAGUCACCCCUCGAUGUCCUUGACCGUAUCCUGCGAAGCUUGAAUAGGAAGACCCGCUAACGCAGUGGACGCUCUUUCUCUUUCGGCUGCCUCGCGGGGCUGCAGGCAGAGGGUGUUUGCGACAGACCGGUGGGCUCGCGAAGGAUGGAGAGGAGAUGCCCACCGCGGGGGUCUCCCCUUCCACCCGUGGUUCGCAGUUCUGGGUACCGUCUGACUGGGUACGAUACUACGGGAGCGAUUUCGGUGGUCGUGUGCGUCGUGUGCGGUGAUAUCCUUGUGCGGUCUUAAGUUAGUCAGUUUUUUGUUUUUUUUUUUUUUUAUCCUGUGUUGGGUGGCGAUGAUUGGCUCUAAAAGCGUGUGUUUUCUCCAAGGAAAAAGAUGGCUUUUUUUUUGUUUUUAACUGGUCUCGAAUGGUUCUUCGAGUUCCCCCUUUGGAGAUUACCACGGGCCGAGGGCCGAGGAGGCUGCUUUCCUCGGCCCAGGGUUGAGGUUGGUUUCUCCAUCCAUGGGUUUGGUUUUCAUCUGUCUGAGACAUUUUGUUAUGCACUAUUACUACUACUACAACUACUACUACUAUUAUUACUACUACUACUACUUUUUGUAUCUAGACGGUUUUCAAUAGUGGCUGAUGAAGUUUUUUUUUUUUAAGGGAAAAGGCAUGCUUUCUGACUGACGUGAUCUUUUGCAAUACCUCAAUUUUGAAAUAUAGGAAAGAAAAUGAUAUUUUCUAAGUAAGUUUAUUCAGAAAAUAUAUAUAUUAAUUUAAUUCUGCCAGAAAAUGAUUUAACAGAUGGGUAACUUUAUUUUUUUCAUGCUUAUUUGCGUUUUUGAAGAUGACGAAGCUAGAGCUUUGUAACUGUAAUAUUGAAUCCUAGCAAACCUACAGAAAUCUACCUAAGUGAAAGAAGCAAAUCUUUUUAAAGAAACACCCCUCUUGCGGGUACCCCAGAAACCAAGAAGCCGGAAGAUAAGGAGCAGAAAAGUCGAGUUACAGCGAAGCAACAGCCCCGUCGUGAAGAACGGUUUGUUAAAAACUCAACUCCAUCAGGUGCUGAAAGCGGUGGACAGGCGGCGAAAACAGAGUUUUUUUCCCCCCUUAAUUUGUAUAUUUAUAAUCAAGCGUUGAUUCUGCACGACUGACCAGAAUUAUGAAAGAGUUCUUCUGUUUGUAUUUUUUACGAAUAACUUUUUUUAGUUGAUGAAAUGGUGAACACGUCCCCCUUCGGUUCGGUAACGGAGCCGCCCGGGCGCUCCGGGUUCUUUUUGGGAGAAGGUCCUCUGAGCCAGUGAUUUUUUUUUCGUUUUGUUCUGUUUUAUUUUUGGUUUUUGGUUUUUUUCCUUGUAACCUAAAAAGGUGGUAGGUACUAAAGCUUGGCUGGGGCCUUGGGGCCCAGGGGCCCCGACUGUGGCCUUGACACUUGAACUGGUCGAUAUUUUUUUUCCCCCCCCGAAGGCGAUAACCUAACCUCGACUCUUUGUUGUUAUGUGCAAUACUGUUUGUACUGUUUGUAUAAAACUAGAAAAAGCAAAGAAAAAAAGGCAUAAAUCUUUAUUGCAGAUUUAUUUUCCUUGCAAACUUUAGACAUUGUGAUUCACUGAAAGCAUUUUUCUACUGUCAAAUAUGCACCUUUCUUCAUGCUGGUAUUUUUCAAUAGGGAUGUAGCCUUUGUACUGAGACAAAUUUUCAUUGUUAUUUUUAGAGAGAUUUUUUGCUAAGAAAAAAAUUAAACAUAUUUACAUAUUUUUCAUUUCUUUUCGUAUUUUCUUUAAAGAGCGCUUUCUCGAUCAUUACUCGAGUUGUGUCUGGGAGGGACUUUCAUAUCUGGUCAAUGUCAUUAAUAUUAUUUUGUAUUUUUACUUGGAAUAAAUUAAUUUUAUGAUGCUAAUUCUUUAAAAGUUUAUUUUUUUUUUUCGUUUUCAGUUAUUUUUGAAGCUACAAAUCUUUGUAAUAUUGUUACUAAAGCGUCUAGUUUUUUGAAACGCAGAGCUUUGUGUAUUAACUUGCUGAUGUGGUUUACAAUAGCGUGACAAUAACGGCGACGGUUCUGUAAAGCGAUGGAGAGUGUAACGGAUAAUCGGGCAAUAAAAGGACAGAAUGAAGCAGAAAA